This is a messenger RNA of Desarmillaria tabescens, 1249 nucleotides long. RefSeq lists its product as uncharacterized. The record is from RefSeq and is a predicted model, not a curated record. NCBI's taxonomy places the organism in Eukaryota, Fungi, Basidiomycota, Agaricomycetes, Agaricales, Physalacriaceae. The coding region runs from base 47 to 1048 and encodes 333 amino acids. The transcript is spliced from 5 exons.
CACUGACAAUGAUCAAAGUUAACGUUCAUCUUGUACUCUAGCUAUCAUGUCCUACCAACAAAAUGGAGCUCAGUACCAGGGCGUACCCCAAGAUGUUGUUUCUGGCGAGCAAUACCGAUACGCAUUGACCAAUUUUCGAAUUGCCCACGAAAAAGUAGAACAACAACGGGCUCAACUAGAAGAGCAGGAGAGACAAGUAGCUCAGCUUCGUGCUAGGAUAGCAUUGCUUGAAGGAGGAUCCAAUACCGAUCGGGCUGGAAAGGGAGGAAAUUCUGUCGAUGACUUCUCUAUCAAAAAUGCAGCCUCGCAAUUGGACAAACUCAUCAAUCGAUGGGCAUCGGAGAUCGUACGAAGUCCACCAGCCUCAUUCGAGGUUAUAUGCAACGCUGUUCUCAGUGAUGUACCGAACGGUCCUGAUGUCGCUGCUCAGAUAAGGGGGACAUCCAUGCAGGUGCAGUAUCUGCUGCGCCAUGCAAUGUCGGAGACGAUAUCUGAAGGCAUCAUUAAUUGUCUGAUGGUGACCAACUCGACCGACGCCAAUAUACAGCUAGCGCGGAUUCAUGAACAUCUAUUUGCUCGUGAUCCCACCGUUGCCUGUGUCUGGCGACGACAGACAUUUUCUGCAGCCGUUGAAUCAUGUACUCCCGACAUGUCUCUCAGUAUUCUGGAAGAGCAGGUCCCGAAGCUCGUGAAGGUCUUGGGGGGUGUCGUGCCCGCCGCGGGAGGUAUCUCUAUUCUUGAAUCCGCAUACGACUUUUCUCGGAUGUUGCAUGGAUCCAACACAACGUCGGGCGACGCGUUUUAUCGGGCCUUUGUUCCAGAACUUGGCAGCACGCUCUAUCCACGGCAGAUAGAGCUCGUGAAACGAUGUCUAAAAAGUGAAAGAGGAGACAUAGACAGAGUUGGUGCGACAAUAUUUCCGGGCUUGGUGAAGGUCACAAGGGCUCCAGCAUUACCUGAUGGGCCUUCGACAGAAACUUUACAGACCGUCGUAAGGCGAGCACAAGUCAUCUGCGAAUGCGCCAUGAACGGCACAGCUGCAUCAUAACUGUUUCAGCCAGUUCACCCCACUUAAAGAAUGCCAAACGCUUCGUGUUUCGCUGCUUUUACCCAUUUCUAGUGUGUUGUUAUUACACAAGUAACAACGAUGCUAACGUAGCCUGAGUUUGUACCACCUGUAAUUAUCUGGUUCAGCAGAUUCACUCCAAACAAAAGAAGCUAUACAUACCUCCAACACUUGUUGUACCUC